This is a messenger RNA of Ochlerotatus camptorhynchus, 1167 nucleotides long. RefSeq names its product tRNA N(3)-methylcytidine methyltransferase Mettl2-like. The transcript is spliced from 3 exons. Gene Ontology annotation, molecular function: tRNA (cytidine-N3)-methyltransferase activity. Bases 78 to 1148 code for a protein of 356 amino acids. NCBI's taxonomy places the organism in Eukaryota, Metazoa, Arthropoda, Insecta, Diptera, Culicidae. The record is from RefSeq and is a predicted model, not a curated record.
AGAAUCUGCGUUGCCCGCUGUAGAGGAGGACCCGAUCAACAUCAAGCGACCACAGUUCGGCAAUCGCUUUCUAUCCGAUGAUGAUGAUGUAUUCCGGCACAAUGCUUGGUAGGAUUCUGUCCCGCUGCCACCAGAGGCUCCCAUUCUUCGCGACGAGGUUUUACUGUGAUUACGAAUUCACUCGUUACCGGAAGAAACCUCGCAUCGGCGAAAGAUUUCUCAAAGAUCCCUCAAGGGUCUUUGAUUUCAACACUUGGGACAAUGUCGAAUGGGAUGAUGAGCAAGAGCAGGCCGCUCUCGAGGGGGUUAAGAAGAACUCGACGGUCAAGUUGACCGUUGAAGACGCUCAUAAGUUGGAACUGGAGGCGGACAAGAACUGGGACAAGUUUUACGGGAUUCAUCAGAAUCGGUUCUUCAAGGAUCGUCAUUGGUUGUUUACCGAAUUCCCGGAACUGGCUCCACGCAACACUAAGGAUGCUCCGGAAAGAGUGUUUCCGGAAGGGGUUGAAGGUAUCACUUCAAAAGUGGCCGAUCUGCAGGUGAAUCCCAGUAUGAAGCGUACCAUCUUUGAAAUUGGAUGUGGCGUCGGAAAUACAGUGUUUCCGAUUUUGAAAUACAGCGUGGAGGAGAAUUUGAAAAUCUACGCCAGCGACUUUUCGAAACAGGCUAUCCAAAUUCUGAAAGACAGCAAAGAGUUUGACGAGAAACGAUGCGAGGCAUUCGUGCUGGAUGGUACGGCGGAAAAUUGGGACGUUCCAUUCGAGGAGAACAGUAUCGAUAUUAUUGUGUUGAUAUUUGUGCUGUCGGCGAUUGAUCCCGAGCGAAUGCAACACGUGGCAAAUCAAAUCAGUCGCUAUCUGAAACCGGGAGGGUUGCUGCUGCUCAGAGAUUACGGUCGAUUCGAUCUGGCUCAGCUCCGGUUCAAGCCUGGAAAAUGCUUGAAGGAGAAUUUCUACGUUCGAGGUGAUGGCACGCUGGUUUACUUUUUCACGCAAGACGAUCUACGGACGCUCUUUCAGAAUGCCGGUCUGGUCGAGGAGCAGAACAUUGUCGACCGGAGGUUGCAAGUCAAUCGGGGAAGAAUGCUGAAAAUGUAUCGCGUUUGGGUGCAGAUUAAGUAUAGGAAACCUUUGGAGAACGGGACGUAAAUGUAUGUUUUAAGCAAGA